AUGGCCGGCGAGCGCACGGGCCUCCUGGCGCGGGCCGACGCCAGGGAGACGGAGCUGCGCGAGCGCGUCAUCGGCGUCAUCGACGAGGAGGACCAGCGGGCGAAGACGGGCAGCAACGCGUCCGUCGGCUCGUCGACGGCGUCGAAGGAGCCCGACUACGGCCUUCCGUUGGUCUUCGUGGGCUUCGUGCUCGCGUCGCUGGGCAACCGCCUCUUCCAGAAGCUCCAGACCGUGCCCAUGUACAACUACCCCAUCACCGUGAACCUCGUGUCGUCGGUCAUGUACGUGCCGCUCUGCUUCGCGUACAUCCUUCCCGCGCUCUGGUGCGUGAGUCCGUCGCCCAUCUCCGAGGAGGAGCGGGCCAUCCCCAAGUACAAAUUCGCCAUCAUGGGCGCGCUCGACUGCGUGUCCUCGGUCAUGCAGACGCUGGCCGUGAACUUCGUGCCGAACCCGUCGACGAUCGUCCUGCUGCAGCAGUCGGCGAUCCCGAUCUCGAUGGUCAUCUCGCGGGUCUCGUUCAAGGGCGUGCGCUACGACGGCUGGCAGGUCGGCGGCGCGGCCAUCGUCCUCGGCGGCAUCGCCGUCGUCCUGGCGCCCCAGCUCCUGGGCGGCGGCGCCGCGGGGCCGCCGGAGGACGUCGCCGCGGCGGACGGCGGCGCCGCGUGGGUCUGGUCCGUCGUCAUCAUCGUGUCCUGCGUGCCCAUGUGCCUCUCGUCGGUCUACAAGGAGAAGGCGCUGGGCGACCAGGACGUGGGCGUCAUCUACCUGAACGGCUGGGUCGCCGUGUUCCAGACGAUCCUCGCGUUUCCUCUGACGGUGCCGUCGGCGUACGCGACGCACCUGCCGCUGGCGGAGCUGCCCUACAACGUGCGCGACGGGUUCUACUGCUUGGGCGGCGUCGAUUCGGUGCUGCCGGCGCGGCUCUACCGCGACGACGACUACGACACCUUCCGCAACGACACGAGCGGCUACGACCUUUUAAACCCGGCGGAUAGCGCGCUGCGGCGCGCGGACGACUGCGGGUCCGCGCCGCUCUUCGUCGGCGUCUACGUGCUCUUCAACAUCGCCUACAACGUGCUGACGGUGGUCAUCCUGAAGAAGGGGAGCUCGAACUUGCUCUACCUCGGCUCGACGAUCCUCGUGCCCGUGUCGAACGCCAUGUUUUCGCUGAAGUGCCUCCCGGGCCACCAGCCGCUCCACGCGUCGGAUCUGCAGGGAUUGGUGGUCAUCAUGCUCGGGCUCUUACUGUACCGCUGCGGCGGCGCGCUCUUCGACUUUGUCGUCGCCGCGGUCGGCGCGGGGCCCCGGAAGUCGCGCGCGCGGAGCUUGGACUCGCCGGGCGACACGAAGUCGCCGAGCGCGCCGUCGCCGCUGCUGCGCGACGCGACGAAGACGCUGAGCCGGCGCACGUCCUUCGGGACGGCGUCGCAGCGCAAGGCGACGCGCUACUUCGGCCCGAAUCAGCUCGAGAUGCUCCAGCCGCUCAUGGAGGCGCAGAAGCGGAACGCGAAGCACCGCCUCAUCAAGACGAACGCGCAGAUCCGCCACAGCUUCCUCCACAGGCUCGGCUUCACGCCGGACCUCACGGCGCACCCCGCGUCGGGCCGCCGGUCGCCCGCGUUCUACGGGUCCUCGCCGGGCGAGAUGCGCCGGUCCAUCGACGCGCGGCGCCACACGCCGCCGCCGCCGGAGGGCGCACCCUCCGGCCGCCACGUGCCGUUGGCGGAGCGGCGACGGACGCGCUCCUUCGGCGCGGCGACGGCGGCCCGGUGA
Aureococcus anophagefferens is the source of this 1773-nucleotide messenger RNA. RefSeq lists its product as hypothetical. The transcript has a single exon. The record is from RefSeq and is a predicted model, not a curated record. Lineage: Eukaryota; Pelagophyceae; Pelagomonadales; Pelagomonadaceae. The coding region runs from base 1 to 1773 and encodes 590 amino acids.